Molecule: messenger RNA, 1206 nt
Organism: Talaromyces stipitatus ATCC 10500
Lineage: Eukaryota; Fungi; Ascomycota; Eurotiomycetes; Eurotiales; Trichocomaceae
Product: 3' exoribonuclease family protein (Rrp42), putative
Exons: 2
Coding region: 1-1206 (401 amino acids)
Biological process (GO): U1 snRNA 3'-end processing; nuclear mRNA surveillance; TRAMP-dependent tRNA surveillance pathway
Cellular component (GO): nuclear exosome (RNase complex); cytoplasmic exosome (RNase complex)
Source: RefSeq, a predicted model, not a curated record
AUGCCUCUCGCACAACAAACCUCCGCCUCCCAAACACCACUCAUAUCCCCCGCCGAACUAUCCUACCUCUACAACUCUCUCUCCUCCCCCUCUGGCGCCAUCCGCCCCGACGGCCGCUCACCAACACAGUUCCGCUUCCUAACCGCCGAAACGGGUAUAUUACCAGGCACAAUUGGGAGUGCAAGGAUCGGAUUUGCGGAUGGGUCCGAAGCAAUUGUUGGUGUGAAAGCGGAAUUGGAAAGGACGCUUGCGACGGAUGCGUUGGAUUUGAGGCAGUUGCAGGAAUUGGAGCAGGGUGUUAGCAAUGAUUAUGGGGAUGAGGAUGAAGAAGGUGGUGGUGGUGGUGCUGGGGCCGGAGUGGUCCAAGGACAGAGUGAAUGGGUGCAGAUGUCUAUUGAGAUUCCCGGGUUUAGGGAUGAUGAUGCUUUGCCUGUGUUUUUGUCGGAGAUGAUGAGGGAGUCUCUAGUGGGUUCUUCUGGUGUAGGUGGUAAUGAUGAUGAUAAGAUGGUUGGUGGGUUAAAAGGUCGACUGGUUAUUAAUCGGCGAUGGCAUUGGAGGCUUUAUAUUGACGUUCUGUUAUUAUCACCACCACAAUCAUACCCCCUCCCACUCCUCUCAUUAACGACACAUCUAGCCUUACUAUCCACGCGGUUACCAAAACUCAAAUCGCAGGGUGAAGAAGAUCCUUUCUUUGAAGACGACUGGAAUCUUUCAGAGUAUAUCUACCCACGACCGUCAACCACACAAAAUUCAAACCAACGUCAAGCUCGCCCGCCAGUUACACUUCUUGUAAUAUCCACCGGACAAAACGUCAUCUUUGAUCCAACCAGAGAAGAAAUUGCAGUCGCUGAUGCCGUGCUCGCCGUCUCAAUUGGUCGUGAACAAGACAUUGACAACACAGAUGCGAAUUUGAAACUCCUUUCUAUUCGCACUAUUGAUCCUCCUUCGAGGUUGACGCAGCAUGGUGUCCCGGACUCAGAGAAUGCAGCUACUUUGAGUGCGCUUACCACCGGUACAGCAGCAGUAGCAGGUACUCAUGCAGAGACUAGAUUUGUGGGUACCGAUGAGGAAGUUCCUGGUGUAUGGAAGCCUAGAAGAGGUGGUGUAUCGCGCAGUGUGAUAUCGAAGAUUGUCAAGAUGGUGUUGGCGAAGGGUGGUGUUGGUGAUGAAGUUAUGGGGGGUUUGGAGAGUGUUGAGGUGAGCUGA